Molecule: messenger RNA, 543 nt
Organism: Paramecium tetraurelia
Lineage: Eukaryota; Ciliophora; Oligohymenophorea; Peniculida; Parameciidae
Exons: 2
Biological process (GO): intracellular protein transport; vesicle-mediated transport
Cellular component (GO): cytoplasm
Molecular function (GO): GTP binding; GTPase activity
Source: RefSeq, a predicted model, not a curated record
AUGGGGUGUCUUUCUUCAUCUUAAAAAGAAGAGGAUGUUAGCAUUGCUUUGUAGAGUUAGAAGAAGUUAAAGAUUGUAUUCAUAGGAUUAGAAGGGAGUGGAAAGACAGCAAUAUUAUAAUAUUUGAGAAAUGGAAAAUUUACCGAAACUUAACCUACUAUAGGUUUGAAUGUUGAGACAAUUUAAUAUAAACAGAGAUUCUAUUUGAUUUUUGAUGUUGGAGGGAAAGUGCGAACAUUGUGGUCUCAUUAUUAUGAUAAUUUGGAUGGGUUGGUUUUUGUUGUUGACAGUACAAAUCAGGAGAAAUAAUAAGAGAUCUAAAAAGAAUUAAAAAAGUUAAGCGAGGAUAUAAAAACAAAGAUAGUGUUAUUAAUGUAUCUGAAUAAAUCAGAUUUACAAAAUUCUUAGACCAUGGAAUUUGGAGAUAUUCCAUACUCAAAAUCAGAUGUGAUAAUCCAAAAAUGCAGUGCGAAAUCAGGUGAAGGAAUCUGGGAAGGUAUUGAUAAAAUGAAUGGAUUGUUGGAUCAAAAAUUCUAAUCUUGA